CACUGAGCACCUCCAUGACUACAUCUUCAUUUUUCCCACCAUCACCCUCACCUUUCCUCCGCCUCCCUCGCACUUUUACCCUGGCGAGUAAGACGUUGACGUCCACGCAAUGCGCAUAUACAUUCCCAAGAGCGGGCUUACUCAUUGCGGCGGAGAAAGCGCUCGAGAGGUUGUCCUCUUGAGUGUGCGUAUAUGUCUGCUGUCCACCGUCUGGAUUGCUCGUCGGUUUCGAAACCGCGGCAUUGAGUAACAGCGUGCAAAUGUUGUACCUCCUCGCAAGGUCGGAGAGGGAACAUGUUACUCCUACCAUUCUUGCCUGCGCUUGUAAGGGGCCUGCGGUCAUUAGUGCGGUUACGGGUUGGGAUAUUGUAUCUAUUACUAUUACUCGGGUACCGUCAAAGGGCUCCGACGGGGGUUCCUCUUCUUCGGAAGCUUCAUCCUCGCUGUCGUUUACUAUACGCCGGCGCUUCUCGCGGUCAAGGUGGCUGGUGCGGAGCUCGUCUAUAGCUUCGGUCAGGCCGUGAAUGUUGAAGACGCGCAUUAUCUGUACGCGGUCGAGGACGUUGGAUAUGGUUUUACCGUCGUUGUUUGUCCGUGAUGAGACAACUUGCUGGAGGAGGCUUGGGGAGAAAGUUCCCAGGGUGUCAACCCAUGCAGCGGAAGAGUUGUAGUGGAGUAAGAGGUGAGUGACCAGGGCAUGCAUUGCUAUCUAUUUCUGCCCUCAUGCUGCGUCAGUCCGCAGGCCAAACGGGAGGGGGAUAAGGGGGAGUGUGACAAGUGAUUUUCCGGUCGCCGAAGCACCGGAUAUGGAAGUUAAAUGUCCGUAAGGAAACCCGCCAGAGAGAGCAUGUUGGUCUAGGGCCGAGCAGGAGGUCGACAGAGUCUUUGGGAAGUGUGAAGUUUUGUUAGAUUGUCGGAUGUUCUGGGUUAGGAGGGUUGAGGCAAGGAUUUCUGCGGCGGGUAGGUGGGUAGUCGUGUCAGUGACGGGGAUGGUGGUGGUGGGGGUCGUUGAGGACAUUGCAUGGGUGGGAUGUGCAAUUGGGGAUCACUGUUCUUCGUUUGGUUUGUCAAUGUGUCAGCUCCGCUUCUCUGGGUCCGGAUGGUUUGUGAUACCUGUGUCGGGGUACGGUAUUCACAUCUCCUGUACUUGUAUCAGGUAUCUCUCAGAUCAGAAUCAACUCGAGGCAUAAACAAGGCAUUGAAUCUAGCAUAUGCCGGUAGGAGCUGUAAACCACUUGUAAGAUCUCGAGUGCAGCAUCUAGCUUGUCCAAGUAAAUUAUGGUUAUUUAUGGAUGCUGGAACUGGAUUUGGGUGUUUUUUGGGAAAAUUGCGAUUACGUCAGACUGUUAACUUUUUACCAUCUUGAGGAAACAAACGAGAUUGAAGGUGUGAAACACCUUUUUGAGCCCCUUUGAAUCUUUUCCUCUCAUUUAUUCGCGUCCCAAACCUUUGAUCAAUCCCGGGCCUCAUUUCCUGAAAUUGACCCUCAUGUCAUGUCCCUUUAUUCCUCCUCCUAAUAUAUGAUAUUACUAUAUCAGCUUGAGCGGACGGACGCCCAGCAGACCACCGCUUGUAGGGUUUGCUAUGAUUGAGCCCCUUUCCCCCUAUAGGUUCCAUUUUCCUUGACACUUGACUUUGGCACCAUAUCCUGAACACACAGCUACUCGAGUACUCUCGCCACCGCCCUCCCGCUUUCCCUGUUCGUCGCAAGAUGGAAUCCCAGCCGAAGAUAUCUGCGUUUUCAGCCUCAUCCUCCGCUGGCAUUAACCACGACCCACUAGAGAACAUUCUCCGCGCUAGAUCCAGCAAUGGGGCCGCGCAGAAUCUGCAAGAGCUAUCAAAUGGGGAAGCUCAUUUGAAGCCUGUUCCAGCUCGUUUGGAGAGUGAAACUUCGUCAGUACUCUCCAGUGGACGAAGUACUCCAAUUCCUGAAGAUGCACCUCCGAGUGCUCACUCAAUACAGCAUGCCCGCCGGGAGCGCCGGCGGCGAAUGUUCCCAACCGUGGACUACGAGAGCCGUGUCUCGCAUUUCGACCCCCAGUCUCAGCAUCGUGAUUUCCGGGGUUUCUUUACGCUGUUUUGGAUCGGGCUGUUCAUUAUGGUACUUACUACAGCGUUGAGGAAUCUUAAGGAUACCCGGAGGGUGCUGAGAACCUCGAUCUUUAGCAUGUUUACCAAGGCCCCGCUCGAGCUUGCUAUUGCCGAUCUGUUCAUGUUUCUGAGCACAAUUUGGUCCUGGGGUAGGAGUGGAUAUAUGCUUCAGCACGUGCUGCAGGCGGUCUGGUUAGCGGGCUGGGUACACCUCCCGUUUCAUCUGGAGUGGCAAUGGACUCAUCAGGUGUUUUUUACGCUUCAUUCUCUCACUAUGCUCAUGAAGAUGCACUCGUAUUCAUUCUACUGUGGGCAUCUCUCAGAAUGCUAUAAGAGGCUCCGAACGCUUGACGAAAAUAAUACAAAGGUGGAACCGACUGAAGAUGCAGACCUCCGCGAAGCAUUAGCCUUUGAGGUCACUAGUCCUUCUGGAAGAGUGACUUAUCCCAAGAACCUGACCUUGUACAAUUUCGUCGACUACCUCUUCUGUCCAACUUUAUGCUAUGAAUUGAGCUACCCACGGACUGACCGCAUUCGUUGGGGCAAGGUUGCCGAAAAGGCCGCCGCUGUGUUUGGUUGCAUUUUUCUGCUUACUGUGACGAGCGAGGAGUUUAUUUUGCCGAUUCUGGCUGAAGCAGCUACCCGGUUGGAGAGUGUUAAUGCCUAUUCGGAUAUUGCCCUGAUUCUACUAGAGAGCAUCAGUCUGCUAUUGUUCCCCUUUAUGGUCACCUUCCUCCUGGUAUUCUUGGUGAUAUUUGAGUACGUGCUUGGGGCAUUUGCGGAGAUCACCUGCUUUGCUGAUAGGCAUUUUUAUUCUGACUGGUGGAACUCCACCGAUUGGCUCGAAUUCUCUCGGGAAUGGAACAUCCCUGUUCACCGCUUCCUUCAACGUCAUGUCUAUGGCGCUUCCCGCCGUCACAUGUCUCGACCUAUAGCCACACUUACUACCUUCCUGAUAUCAGCACUCGCCCACGAGCUUGUUAUGUUCUGCAUUACUAAGAAACUCCGUGGCUAUGGCUUUGUGUGCCAGAUGCUGCAAUUGCCCAUCAUCGUCGUACAGAGGACAGAGUUUAUGAAGAGCCAGAAGAUGUUUAAUAACAUCAUGUUCUGGUCGUCGAUGAUUUGGGGGCUCUCAAUGAUCAGUGCGCUGUAUGUGCUAAUUUAGGUGCUCAUGGGUUUUCCUUCAGCUGGCGCGUGCGUUGAGGGUUGGCAGUGCAGACGUCUUUCGAUUACCGUAAUAUCCGGAAUAAUUGGACCAGGAUAUGUCGUCGGAGUUCCCUCCUUUGGUAAGGUCUGGUGUUUUUAUUUUCCCGUCCCUCACAAGGGCUGGGUAGCUCUUUUUCUGCCGUGUUUUUCGCCCCCUUUUC
This is a messenger RNA of Tuber melanosporum (Perigord truffle), 3458 nucleotides long. RefSeq lists its product as uncharacterized. Gene Ontology annotation, cellular component: endoplasmic reticulum membrane. Gene Ontology annotation, molecular function: ergosterol O-acyltransferase activity. Lineage: Eukaryota; Fungi; Ascomycota; Pezizomycetes; Pezizales; Tuberaceae. The record is from RefSeq and is a predicted model, not a curated record. The coding region runs from base 1712 to 3256 and encodes 514 amino acids. Gene Ontology annotation, biological process: ergosterol metabolic process. The transcript is spliced from 10 exons.